CUUCAUCAAAUUACAUUUAAACAAGUUAUAAACAAAAAAAUUAGAUUAAAUCAAGUUUAAAUGGAUCUUAUCCAAAGGCUUUUUGUAAAAAAUAUACCAGGAAGGUGAUUUUAUUUCGUCUUGAUGUAAAAAUUUAUUCAUUUAUGACACACGAGCUAACAGAGUAGUGGUUUUUAGAGUUGUUUUUUUGUUUGUUACUGUUAUUUUUUUAGAUAGAAAAUGCACUGGAAAACUAACUAUUGGCAUCACGUUUUUAUUUGCUUGGCAAAGAUUACACAUAGAAAAUGCACUGGAAAACUAACUAUUGGCAUCACGUUUUUAUUUGCUUGGCAAAGAUUUCACCAUACAUUGUGCGAAGGACAAUGAGAUUUUUACGGUAUUUUUGACAUCAUCAAGCAAUACGAAAUGAGCAAUAAAAAUGGACAUCGAUGACGAUGAUUUUUUGACACUUUUGGAAACCAAUUUUAUUGGAAGAGAAUCCGACUUGCAAGCAAUUUCUAAAGCAUGGAAUUAUCAAAGAAUAUUCGGGAUAUUUGGGAUAAGGUCAGUCGGAAAGUCGAGACUAGUGCAGGAAUUUUUGUCUCGUUACAUAACAGAUGUCAUCAUUCUGCAAGUAGACUUAAAACAAUUCGCAAAUAUUAGUGCAUUGUAUUCCUACUUGUGCAUUCAAUUAGGUAUUAGAACAGAGUACAAUGCCCACGAAUCUGACCGAUGGGUUCAGCAUAUUGUUAAAGAGCUGAUGCAUAGAAAUGGCGAAAACUUUGUAAUUGUUUUUGAUAACACUGAAGAUUUCCAAGAGGUAACCAGUACAGCGGCACGAGAUAUGUUUCUGUCUUUAAGUUGGAAUAUAAUCAAAAGAUGCAUCAAUGUUAAGGUUAUUAUCACAUCAACAACAAAUGUGAAGUUUACAGAGAAGACAUUCUUCAGUUAUACAUUGGAACCUUUAAGCCUUAUUGAUUCGAGUACCUUGCUACGGUCUGUAGCUCCGGGAAUAAAUUUUGGCGAGUACGAAGACGCUAUUGUAACUCUAAGUGAUGGAUUGCCACUACUCAUCUUGAUGAUAGGCUCAGAACUUAAGAACAACGACGAAAUGACGCCUUGUCACAUGGUGCAGUGUCUACAAACAAGCCGUCUAAAAACAUUAAGUGACACAUUAUAUCCAAAAGAAGACCGUAUUGCUGAUGUAUACAAGGAUUUCAUAGAUCGAUUGUCUUUGAAGUACAGAGAAUGUCUCAUCGUUUUAGAUUAUAUUCCAGGAUCAUUUAAUGCCGAUCAGUGCAAACAGAUAAUUGAUGUUGAUACAGAGGCAAUGGUUAAAUUCAAGACAAUAAAACCAUUACUAGAUCGUCAUGUUCUAGACCGUGAUUCUGCAACCCGACGAUUUAACAUACAAGGAAUUUUGAGAGAAUGUCUGAAGUCAUAUUAUACGGUCAAAGAUCUUCCAGAAGUCAGGGCUAGAUACAGUAAAAUAUUUACAGCUGUAAUGGUAAACAUAUCAAGUCGACUCGGUACGUCUGAAUAUACCGAAGCAGUAGCAGAGUUUACAAUAGAAUAUCCGAACUUACAGAAACUUCUGACAGAUGUUAAGUACACUACGCAAGACACAUAUCACUUCUUUAUAAAGGUCGCCACUGACUGUACAGCACUUGUGAAUAACUUUAUGGCAGGUGAUGGGGAAGUAUUUUAUCAAGGGUGUAUGGAGAUUGCAGAUAUGUACGGUAAAGAUAAAGACAGGGCCAACAUUCAUAUUGCCGUUGGAAGUUUUUAUACAAACAUCAAGUGUCAUUUAGAACAAGGAGCAGACAAUUAUAACUCUGCAAUAGAUGCAUUUGAGAAGCACGGAAAAUCACUGCAGCUAGCAACAGCCUAUCAGGGGAAAGGAUGGAAUUUACUGAUGCAGGGAAAAAAUUUAGAGGCCAUUAAGGUUCUGAAGACUGCAUUAGACAUGGCGAAUUCGUCCGGAACAGAAUACCAGUUAAUAGCUCUGCUGGCGUUGAACAGUCUUGGUGUUACCAAUGUAGUCUUAGGACGCUUUGAUGAAGCGGAAAAGUAUCACUUUGGAGCGCUUAAGGGACGGAAAAAGAUCCAGGGAAAAACCCAUCCUUUAGUUGGUGCUUGUUUGAACGAUAUUGGCAUUAUGUAUUAUCAAAAAGGAGAUUGGCAUAAAGCGCUUAAAUACUAUGAAGCUGGUCUUGAUAUAAAGAGAAAGAACCAAACACCUGUGCGUUCGCUUGUAAAUUCGCUGAGUAACACGGCCAAUAUGUACAGUGAAACAGGGGACUCGACAAAAGCUAUCCAGCUGCUAAACGAAGCAUUGGCGAUACUCAAUAAGGAAAAGUUGUCUCCAAGGGCAUCAUUCGCUUUGAUUUAUGACACGUUAGGCAAAGUUAAUCGGCAAGAUGAAAACCUCACAGCUGCAGAGGAUAUGUUCCAGAAAGCUUUAGAUAUCAGAGAAGAAAUCAGCAUUGAACACGUAACGUAUCUUGAGAGUUUGGUACACUUAGCAAGCAUUCACAAGCUUCAAAAACGUUAUAAAUCUUGUAUCCAAGUCUCUAACAAAGCUCUACGGAUAAAGGAAACGAUAGAAAAAGCCAUGCCACAAAAUCCGUUUGCCAAAGAAUGUUUGGAAUGCUUAGCUGAAGUUUACAAAUUACUGGGUUCAGAUGACAAAUAUAUUGAAACACUUGAAAAACUCGAAUCAGAACUGAUUCGUCUUGAAAGAGUUUACAUGGAACAUGGGAAUGGGCGAGAUCUGCUAAAAGUUAGAAAGAAAAUGCAAAUAAUUAAAGAAAGACUUGAAAGCAUUUCUUUCUAAAUGUUUUAAGUCCAUAUUACAAGUAUAUAUGUUUUCUUCAUCAUUGUGUUAUGUCUGAUUCCACAAAUGGAUAAAGGUCAAUUCAAAUCAAUGAUUGAUACAUGGCUUUAUCUUUUGUUACGCACUGCAACAUUUUUAUAGCUGAAAUGUAACUCAUUUUCCUUAAUAUUCAUUCAUAUUAAAUAUUGCAAGAAAAUUACUUGCAUGUAAACAACAUGUUCUUUAAGGUUUCCAUAUUAUCAUUUCAAGUACCCAUUUUAUCAAAAUGAUAUAAUGAAUCAGUUUGAAAUAUACAUUUUUAAUCGUAACUAUAUGAAUGUGUGUAUUAUACAUGUAAUAUUACAAUUUACUCGCAGUUAUAACUUAAAAAUGUUUUGUAAGAUUUAAAAAAACUCACAUUCCAGAGAAACUUACAGUUUGUUUUAAAGCACAAUGAUUACUUUUCAUUACUCAUUGUGUACAGAAAUAUUUUUUAGAUAUAAGUGAUGAGGAUUCAUGUGCGUUAUGAAACCAAUGCGACUCACCAGUAAUUUAAGGAUUGCUGGGAGCACAGAUUAAAACCCAGUCAGUGGCAAGCCAUUGUUUCCUUGAGCAAGAAAGUAUGUCACUCUAUAGUCUGAUAUUUUCAUACGCAGCUGAACUAAAAUCAAUUUUGUUUGAAAUAAAAUACUGUAUAUCUUAUACAACACCAAAGUCUUUCGUUUUUUGCAAAACUAGUUUCCCAGGGUAUACUCUAAAAUAUUAUUGAUUGCAUUACAAUUAUAGUUUAGUAUGCUAGCCUUUGUUGAGUACUGGUGUUAUGCUUAACAAGUCUCAACUCUAUACUCUAAAAUAUUGCUGAUUGCAUUACAAUUAUAUUUGAAUAUGCAAACCCUUGCUGUCUACAAGUAUUUUACUAAACCAGUCUCCACUCUAAAGGAAGUUUGGUUUAUUGUGGGUGUUUAUGUUAUGAGAUACAAUAGCAAUGGAAUUAAAUUACAAUGAAAUUUAAGUAUGCAAACCUUUAUUGUGUACCAAUGUUUUGCUAAACUACUCUACACUCUAUACUCUAAAAUAUUGCUGAUUGCAUUACAAUUAUAUUUCAGUAUGCAAACCUUUGGUGUGUACCAGUGUUUUGGUAAACUUGUCUCCAUGGCAUCCUCUAUUGCUGAUUGUAUCACAAUCAUGUUCACGUAUGCAAACUGUUGUGUUGUUAUA
This is a messenger RNA of Ruditapes philippinarum (Manila clam), 4012 nucleotides long. RefSeq lists its product as uncharacterized. The record is from RefSeq and is a predicted model, not a curated record. Bases 419 to 2815 code for a protein of 798 amino acids. The transcript is spliced from 11 exons. Gene Ontology annotation, molecular function: protein binding; ATP hydrolysis activity. Lineage: Eukaryota; Metazoa; Mollusca; Bivalvia; Venerida; Veneridae.